This is a messenger RNA of Pestalotiopsis fici W106-1, 795 nucleotides long. RefSeq lists its product as uncharacterized. NCBI's taxonomy places the organism in Eukaryota, Fungi, Ascomycota, Sordariomycetes, Amphisphaeriales, Sporocadaceae. The record is from RefSeq and is a predicted model, not a curated record. The coding region runs from base 1 to 795 and encodes 264 amino acids. The transcript has 3 exons.
AUGUACGUUCUGGGGCUGGGCAGGUGGAACAAGCGCUUUCAAAAAGCUCUUCAGGACAAUGGGCUCAUGUGGCACACUACGCCCAGCGGAGCUGGCAUCAGGAGCGGAAUCGACCCUCGUGGCAACUUUGCCAAUUUCGUCGUAUCAGAUGACGAGGCCGAAUCUGAGGAAGAGCUGGACAGCAGGGAGGAACACGUGGAGGAGGAGAGCUCCUCUUCAGAGGAAUCAGACGUCUCCGAGUUCUCUGGCGACAGUGACGAUGAUAAUGCAGAUCGCGAUGAUGUCGAAGACGACAUGACUGGAGGAAAUGAGGAUGGCGUCGGCUGCCUUCCUUGGCUAUUCUCAGACGAGCACUCGGAAGAGGAUUCCGACCGCGAUGGAGAGAACCCCGAUCACAAUGGAGAGGGUGCAGUCAGAAACGACCCCGAGGCUGUGGAAACUCUCAUUCACCAGAGGUUCAACGACUUUAUAUUUGAGAGAAUCAUUGCAGACGCAGUCUCCCAGCUGGCAGCCCGCGUCAACACCACACUGACCAAUGCAGUCGCAUACCAGGUGGAGCCCCCGGCGGGUGAUGAAAACGAGGGAUGGGUAAAGCUAUACUCCAAGCUUGACGACAACAGUCGACGCGCAGCAAUGCGUGGUAACGGCAACACCCAGCUCUUCGGCAACCAAGGUGGAGGCAACAAAGAGAACGGCAAUCAGAACUCUGAUAGCUCAGACCCAGACCCCAUGGAGAUCGACAAAAUCAACGCAGUCAUGCAGCAAGCAGGAUACCCGAAGCUUACGCAGUCAUAG